AUGAAUCUCAAGGAGCCUCAUAUCAGGAUACUGCCGUGGUUGCAAGCUACAAGGGAGUACAUUGUCUACAAAUCAGACCCACGUUACGAUCUCACACUGCUUCCCCGUCUGCGAGCUCGAAUUGACAUUCUUUCAAUCGUCUUCGGCCAAAAUAGAAAUUCUUACAUCCAAGAAGUAUUACGGCCGAUUAGCUUAUUUUUCGAGGAUAAGUCUACGGAGUCAGCAGGAAUCGUUGAUACUAUCGUCUUGAUUUCGGGUAUUUCUUCCCUGACGGCUUCGACGGAAAACCUUUCCAUCCGGCGCUGGGUUGGUCCAAAACUCGAUCCCAUUUUUUCCGACAGCACGAAACUCCCUGCACUCAGAAGGGUGUUCCCUGUCCGACUUACUAUCGCCUGGGAACAUGAUCUGGAUGAGGAUGGAUAUCGAAGAGCCAGAAUGCAAGCCAGGGAACAUUUGGACGCCCUCUUUCCUCUCUUGAGGAAAUCGCUGGUGGAACUUCACGUGAGCAUUGUCGAUGGAGGAGCAUUCGCAACCCUUGACGUAGGCUGGUAUGAUGAUGAUGAUGAUGAUGAUGAUGUUGUUGUUGUUGUUGUUAAGGAGGAGGAGGAUAACUCGGAGUAG
Cyclocybe aegerita is the source of this 621-nucleotide messenger RNA. Lineage: Eukaryota; Fungi; Basidiomycota; Agaricomycetes; Agaricales; Hemipholiotaceae. The record is from the annotation of a GenBank genome assembly.